Messenger RNA from Bradysia coprophila, 3141 nucleotides. It is a transcript of the gene smg, whose product is annotated as sterile alpha motif domain containing protein 4 smaug. Gene Ontology annotation, cellular component: P-body. Gene Ontology annotation, biological process: regulation of DNA-templated transcription; nuclear-transcribed mRNA poly(A) tail shortening; negative regulation of translation. The record is from RefSeq and is a predicted model, not a curated record. Lineage: Eukaryota; Metazoa; Arthropoda; Insecta; Diptera; Sciaridae. Gene Ontology annotation, molecular function: protein binding; translation repressor activity; mRNA binding.
GACAGUUCGUUUGGGGUUUCAACCAGAUAUCACCGAACUCUUUAUUUUACUUGGUGAUAAUUCAUUUUAGUUCGUUUUGACCAUUAGAUUGAUUACAUCCAAUAUGAUUGGAACGUAACUUGUGCUCCGUUUUUGUUUUACAAAUUUGUGAGAUGUUUGUGAAUGUCCGUUAAUCAUCAUAUACCUAGUUGCAGGUUGAAGCAAAUAAUCCGAAAUUGAUUUCGCAUUUUACAUUUGACCCAGCACGCCCAUCAAUAUCAUUUUUAUUUGUGGAUUUGUUUAUUAUUUUCUGUUUAUUUGCUACUUUACUUUGACAAAAUCAUCAUGAAAUUUGAAAGUAAACUAAAUGCAACCGCACCAACCAUAUUUUCGGAACAGCUAAGCAAUGUGAUAGAUCUGUUCCAACAAUGGAAUGACUGUGAACGGGCGGUCAUGCUGUUCGCUGUAUUGAAAAGAGUACCGUUCCCGCUCACCAAACUCCUGCAAUCGGUCAUCGAGACGAGCCUGCAACAAGCUCAAUGCAAAGAGCAGGCUAAAAUCCUGGAACGCAAUGCCAAUUGUGCGAAAUACAUUAACAGCCUCAGUGAGACGUACAAAAGUUUAAAGUACAACGAAACGCAGCUGACGACCGAAUCAAUAUUUUUUGCAUCCGACCGCAGCAUUGACAAUAUCGACAAAUGUUGCGAUAAAAAAGAGGAAAUUCUCCGUGAUAUACUUAAAAUGAUGCCAAUACUUACGAUCGGUAAUGAUGAGGCAAAAUCGGCGUACUUGGAUUUUAUACCUAUGACCGUUAGCGACGCUACCAGACGAAUUGUUAGUUCCACUUUAGUUCAACAAAUAUUUUGCUACGUUUUAAUCCAUCCAGCGUUCUCAAUCGACGACCGAAGUUCGGUGGUUAAACAUUUGAAGGUCUUGGAAAAUCACAUCAGUACCAACGAACCGAAUAUAUUUGUCUAUCGUAACGGUGCAUCGCCCACCAGUGAACCAACAAAUCCAUCAACACCGUCCAAUUGGCAGGCAAUCGCUCCACCACAAUCCAAAUCAACCGAUACGAUACCGCCGCCAUCACCAUGGGGCAGUUCUCACCACUUGACGCGUGGCUAUACUGACGACAGUGACUACCGCAGCCACAAAUCUGCCUCAAUUUCUAGUUCAGUGAAUAAUUAUGAAAUAGAGGACCGCCAUACGUCGUUCCUGUACAAUGGCAAAAUUGUCAACGAUGUCGACGACACCAAUACAUCCAACACACAGCUCGGUUUCGUCACAUUGCCCGGCCUAACCAAGCAUUUAAUUUCCCCGGGAACGUUGGAGCACGUGAAAACUCGCCGAUCAAACAGUUUAACAACCACCAGCCCAGUGACACGGACAUCGUUCACACAAAAUGCAUGUGAAAAACAACGAAGCGUCUCACUGUCCGGCAUUAGUACUUUGAAUUUUGGUGGAUCCGACAUAUCCAUGCUGGAUGAAUCCAAACCAAUCUUUCAAUGGCCGCAACGCCAUCACGUCGGCAUGAGUAAUAUCACACCGUGGCUGAAAUCAUUGCGAUUGCAUAAAUACGUUUUUCUGUUCUCACACCAAACCUACGAACAAAUGAUGGAAAUGACCGAAGAUCAUCUGAUGAACGUUACAAAGGGUGCCAGACAAAAGUUAGUUAACAACAUACAAAAACUGCGGGAGCGUUACGCUGCCUUGAGUCAGAUGGAAAAAGAUUUAUUGUGUGGACAGAUUACUGUUGCCAAAGUGCUGGAGGAACUCUCCGCAUUGGUUAUUACGCCUAUGAAGCCUAUCGAACCAUUUGACAAACAGGACGUACCCACACAGUUCUUAAAGGUGGUAGAUUUGGUUUACACAAAAAUUACUACCAAACACAUUGUACCUCAGGACGAAAACUACGUCAACCAAUUGAUGUAUAUACUGGACAAAGCUAUGCAUAAUGAAGCGUUCGUUGCUCAAAUCAAUCUACUGAAGGAGCGUCGUCACAAUAUGCAACGAAUUAAAAGUCAAUUUCCACCAAAAAUCCAUUAUUCCAAGAGUAAUGAAGCGUCUGCAUCGACAUCAAGUAACAUUCACAGGCAAAGACUGCGUCCAAUCAAAUUUAACGAUUACUUUACGCCAUUCCCUAAGACAAAUCGAUUCGCUGGCAACCUUAAUCCAGGAUUAUCCUUUUCGGACGUAACACAGUUCGACUCGUUCUAUGCAGGUGCAGGACAAAAUCAACCGCCACAGCGUACCGAUGAUCGAUUUAUAUUCAAAAUUCCCGCUGUGCCAGCACCAACGAAUCAUAGAAGCCAAACUAUCAGUGGAUCGAUAGAAUCUAUUUCAUCCGGAUACCAUUCGGAUAGUACUCCCAUUGGGAUGGGAAACAUUCGUAAAUGGCUGAAGAGUCAUCGAUUGCACAAGUAUACGUGGGUGUUCGAGAACGUCAACUACGAGAAAAUCUUUACAUUUACGGAAGAACAUUUGAAAAGUUUGAGUAUCACCCAAGGCGCUGCACAUAAAUUAGCCAAUUGUAUAGAAAAAUUGAACACCCGAGCUGAGACCUUGAAGCAGACCGGAUUGAAUUUGACACUAAAUCGCAUGUUCGUACCCGAGGCAGUUCUAGUAAUGGAUUCAAUAGUGUUGUCUCCAAUGAAACCAAUGCGUUUGAAUUGUGAUACCGACGUUGGUUAUCAACUGUGGAACGUAAUCAAUCAGGUCUUCAAGCUACUCGCCUCAAACAGUUACGACGAAGACACCGUCCUGAAAUUUACACGGGUUGUGGACUCAGCAAUGGGCAGCGAAGCAUUUGUCGAUUACAUUCACAUAAUACGGGAUAUGAGAAUGAAGGUGGCCAGGCUUGGUAGACGAAUGAUUCGUUAGAUAGAAUCAUUUUCCAGAAUGGGGAGACAGAUGAUUCGUUUGAAUCAUCUCAGCAUAUGAUAUACUUUAGUGAUUAGAUUAUUUGUAAUUUAUAAGGCACAUUGCUAUUACGACGUCAUUUAUUGUAAAAAAGAAAAACAACAAACAAACCGCCCAGUCAUUGGAUAUCGUGCAUGUUUGCGGUAUUUAUUUAUUUUUUGUUUUUAUUUUAGAAAUGAAUUCCUAAAUUAUUUAAUUGAAUUGACUGUGUACGCAAAUACAAUGAAUGAUCGAAUCAGAAAA